Molecule: messenger RNA, 1857 nt
Organism: Penicilliopsis zonata CBS 506.65
Lineage: Eukaryota; Fungi; Ascomycota; Eurotiomycetes; Eurotiales; Aspergillaceae
Exons: 3
Coding region: 1-1857 (618 amino acids)
Biological process (GO): regulation of mRNA stability; nuclear-transcribed mRNA poly(A) tail shortening
Cellular component (GO): P-body
Molecular function (GO): mRNA binding; translation repressor activity; protein binding
Source: RefSeq, a predicted model, not a curated record
AUGGCUAGCCAUAUCAUCGGCAACCGCAACAGCACGCCUGAGGCGUCCAAGUCGUCCCUGCGGCCGCCAUCUUCGUCUCGCAACCUGGGUUCGCACCAGCUGAGAGCGUCGGCCGACAUGUCUGGCUUUCCCUCUCCGCUGUCUGCGCGCAGCAUCCGCCCGGCAUCCGAGGUCUACUUCAGCAACCAACAGUCGCAGGGUCAGAGCAAUGCCGAGGAUGCCUUGGACCGCGCGGCCCAGCAGUGGCUUGCAGAGAUUGACCAGAACGAGACUACGCUGGAGGAGAUGGCUGCCGCCACCCUUGAUCAGGACUUCAAGGAUGAGUUGAGCGCUAUUGAGCAAUGGUUCCGUGUGCUGAGCGAGGCGGAACGCACCGCCGCUCUCUACGCGCUGUUGCAACAAACCACCCAGGUGCAGAUCCGUUUCUUCAUCCAGGUUCUGCAGCAGAUGGCCAAGAGUCAUCCCAUGUCGGGGCUUUUGUCCCCCGCCAACUUUAGCGAGAAAGAUGCCAUGUCGAACCGCUUGAAUGAUGCCAUGGCCAAGUUGAACGUCGAUAACACCCGCAGCUCUCUGGGCCGCCCCCCACCGUCCCCCGGUGCCAAGCGCAACUCCGGCCUGGACUCGUCGACGAUCAACGCCAUGUUCCCAGAUGCCGCGGCGGCGAUCGCAAAGAAGAAGGCCGAGUUCACCCAGCAGACGGGCAAUGCCCCCCCCUCGAACCGUAACAGCGCCGUCUUCGGGGAUCGCACCUCGUUCGUGGCGCCCACCAUUUCGGCGCCGGACAGCGGAAACGACAGUCUCGGGCAGUCGACCUCUCUCUGGGCUCAGCGGAACGCGUCGGAGACGCAGCCGCCUAUUGCUCGGCCCAAGUCCUCGUCAGGCCACCAGCCCAUGGGCCAGUUCUCGCAGCCGGCAACCUCUGGAUUACGCUCCCCCUUGCCCCAGACGGCGACGAUCCCGGCCCCCGAGAUCGAGGCGCCGCUGCUGUCCCCGUACAACGUCGGCAACGCGAGCUGGGCCUCCAUGACCAACACGCCGAUGACGGCGACCUUUGGUGCCCAGAGCCAGCUGUCGCAGUCGAACCAAACCUCCCAGGCGGAUAUGGUUGCAAAUGCCACGGCAAUGAAGUUGGCCGCGCUGUCGACGGUGAACAACCGCAUCGCGCUCGACGACGCGCGCAAGUACCGCCGCGCCCGCUCCAACGACGGACAGGGCAAGAACUCGGGCCUCUCUGUGGGCCCGUCCCUGUCCCCCGGCCUGGCGAGCCCCGGUCUUGGUCCCGGUGCCAACCUGAUGGCGAGUCAGCUGCUGAACGCCCAGCAGAUCGCCGCGCUGCAGGCGCAGCAACAGGCGGCCAUGGCCGGGCGGCGGUCGCGCCCGACGUCUCCGGGCAUCGCGAUGCAAGGCGGUGGCCUGGGCCCGCUCGGGUUCACGUCGCCGCAGAACAACGGGUUCUUGGCCGCGUAUGACCUGAACAACCCCUUGAUGGGUAACGGGCUGAGCGCGCUGGGGAUCGGCCAGUUCGGGCUGGGCGGCGGCCACGAGGGCUACCUCUCGGACCACUCCGAGGUGGCGCGCGGCCGGUCGCCCCGCGGGCGCCGGGGCAGCUCGAAGCCGCCGGAAGACCCGACCGACCCGGCCCUGCUCAAGGACAUCCCCAGCUGGCUGCGGUCGCUGCGACUGCACAAGUACACGGACAACCUCAAGGACCUGAAGUGGACUGAGCUGGUUGAGCUGGACGACAGGGCUCUUGAGGACCGCGGGGUGAAUGCGCUCGGCGCGCGAAACAAGAUGUUGAAGGUGUUUGAGCAAGUCAGAGAGGCCAAGGCGGACGGCAAGUUAGAUGGCAUUGCGUGA